AUGCCGCAAGACCCAAAUCUCUAUGGCCAAAGGGCGCCCAAGAAGCAGAAGCGAGAUGCAACGUUGUCCAGUUCGCUUGAUUUCACGGCUCAACUGACAUCGUUGAUGUCAAACGCGUCAGGCCCAACAUCGUCAGGCCGGUCACGCCCCUCCAAGGAACGCAAAGAAGACAUAUUCAAGGGCAGCAACUCAAAACGGAGCAAGGAGUCAGAUGGGUCAAAGAAGUUACAGCUGAAAGAGGUGGCAGGGACCGAGGAGGAGACGAAGGAGUUGGCGAGGGCCAGGCGAAGGAUGGAGGAAAAAGCACGACUCUACGCAGCCAUGAAGCGUGGCGAUUACGUCCCCAAGGAAAACGAGGCUGCUCCACUGGUGGACUUUGAUCGAAAAUGGGCCGAGGGAGAGGAAGAACGAAAGGAGGAUUACGCAACAAGCAGCGACGACGAUGCUGACGACAGCGGCGAGAUGGUCGAGUAUGAGGAUGAAUUUGGUCGCGUGCGGCAAGUCACCAAGGCAGAAAGGGACAGGUUGGAGCGAAGAGCACGUCGAGGUCUACUGGGCGCCGAAGAGCUAGAGCGCAUGUCGGCACGCCCUAGCGCACCAAGCAACCUCAUCUACGGCGACGCAGUGCAGUCGAUGGCAUUCAACCCAGAGGAUCCAGAGAAGAUGGAAGAGCUGGCGCGGAAGAGGGACCGCAGCGCAACACCGCCGCCGGACCAGCACUACGACGCCGACUGGGAGAUUCGGACAAAGGGCACGGGAUUCUACAAGUUCAGCAAGGACGAGGAGACACGGACGGCCGAGAUGGAGGGGCUCGCGGAAGAACGGCGCAAGACGGAGGAGCAACGCCGGACCCGCGAGGAUCAGAAAGAGGCCAGGAGAAGGGAGAUUGAGAAGCGCAGGGAGGACAUGGCGGCGCGGAGAGCCAAGAAGCAGGCUGAUUCGUUCCUGGACAAACUGGGAGCAUGA
Molecule: messenger RNA, 966 nt
Organism: Fusarium keratoplasticum
Lineage: Eukaryota; Fungi; Ascomycota; Sordariomycetes; Hypocreales; Nectriaceae
Exons: 1
Coding region: 1-966 (321 amino acids)
Cellular component (GO): nucleus
Source: RefSeq, a predicted model, not a curated record